AUGAAAAGUUACCGCUUAAUAAUUCACGUAUUAAUUUUCCUAUUAAUAGGAUACUCUGGAUGUUCAGAUAAACCUACUAACACACAGGGUUCUAACUCUAGUGAAGAUAAUCUUCCAAAAAUUGGAGGAUUAUCUUUAGUAGAUUAUAGUGAUAGUGAUGAUGAAGAUAAUUUUCAGGUAACAACUACUUCUGAAACUACUCAGACUGAAACUAUAACUGAAGAAACUACUGAUGGACAGACUGAAACUCAGAAUGAACCUGUUAAGGAUGUAGGAAUACAAACAGAAACAGAACCACAUCAAUAUCAACCACAUGUUCCUUAUCAACCUACUCAACAACCACAACAACCUCAGUAUGGAUAUCAGCCUAUACCUUAUCAACCUGUUCAUUAUCAACCUCAACCUGUUUAUCAACAAGGAUAUCAAUAUCCUGAAUAUGGACAAUACCAACCUAUACCUCAGCCAUAUACAGCUUAUGAACAGUAUACACAACCUACUCCACCAGGUUAUACAGGCUAUGAACCUCCUCAAGGAUAUCAACCUCAACCUGUUUAUCAACCUUAUCAACCACCUCAGCCACAACAACAACCAUAUUAUCCCGGAUAUGGACCAGAACAAUAUCAACCUUAUCCACCUGCUCCUUAUGUACAGUAUCCACAACCUACACAACCAUAUGGACCUCAAACAGAAUUUACUCAACCACAUGGUCCUUAUCAACCUCAACCUCCACAAUAUCAACCUCAUGAACCUCAACAAUCUCACUCAAGUCGUAAAAAAUAUCAACAGCACAAACCACGUUAUGCAGAAACAAUACCACGUUUUUCAAAUUUGCAAUUAAGAACUCGUGGUCAACACACUAAACCUAGAUAUACGACUACAGAACCACCAACACAAUCUAGACAACCUAUACACAUACUUAAACGACCAGGUCAAGGAACUCAAACUACUACUCAAGAACCUACUCAACCUACUACUGAACCAGCUGGGUUACAGCCUGAAACUAUUCCAGUAGAAGUUGGAUCAGAUGAUGAUGAAGAUCAAGGAGAAGAUGAACCUCCUGGAGAUGGAGAAGGUGAAGAUAAUGAAAAAGAAAAAAAACCUAAAAAAAUAAAAAAAUGUAAAGAUAUCAAAUUCUUAAAGAAGGAUAAUUAUGGAAACGCGAUUCCAAUGACUGAAAAGGAUUAUGAAAUUGUUUAUGAAAAUGAUUAUAGUGUCAAAUAUAUAUUCAAACCAACACUUGAUGAAGUACUUUGUGACGGUGAGAGUGUAUAUAAGCAUAGAGUAAGAAACAGAAGAACUUCAUCACUGAUUUAUAACAAAAUGAGACAUAAUUUUAUAUUAGAAAAUGUAGAAGGGAUGUAUGUAUGUAACUAUAAAAAUAAUUUUUGGAAAGUAUUUCGUCAUAAAUUUUUACCAAUGGUUCAUCUAUACACAAAAGAUUCUUAUGGAAAUGUUAUGAAGCUGAGUAGUGAAAACUAUACCAUUGAGAUUGGUGAUAAAGGUUCUUAUAAAUUCACAAUUAAAGAUGGUGUAAAGUGUAGUAAAAUCACAUUAAGUAAACACUUAGUUUGGGAAAAAAAGAAUAAUGAAGAUUAUCCCAUAUGUUUUUAUAUUAACCUGAAAUAUGAAUUUUAUAUAUUAUUUAAAGAUUACAUUUACAAAUAUACAAGAAGAGGUAAUGUAUAUAUGCCAGCACAUCCUAUUACAAGUGAUCAACUAAAAAAAGAAAACUAA
Theileria annulata is the source of this 1734-nucleotide messenger RNA. Its product is annotated as Theileria-specific sub-telomeric protein, SVSP family, putative. The record is from RefSeq and is a predicted model, not a curated record. The coding region runs from base 1 to 1734 and encodes 577 amino acids. NCBI's taxonomy places the organism in Eukaryota, Apicomplexa, Aconoidasida, Piroplasmida, Theileriidae. The transcript has a single exon.